GUUUUUGUCAAGUUUUUUAAUUUUUGUUUAUUUUUUUCAACAGAAAUUUUUUUUAAUUUUAGCCAAAAAUGUUAUUCGUUCGAAGAACAACAAUUAAUUGUACAUGUUCAACAUUUCAUUAUUUUAAUUCAAGACAUUUUCAAUUACCUCAACCUAUUCAACGACUAAUAUGUUCUUUCCAGCAAAUUUCAUCAAUUUCAACAACAUCAGACGAAUUCAAAUACAUUUUAGCAAUGUUUCCUUAUCCAUCUGGUCGUCUUCAUAUGGGACAUUUAAGAGUUUACACACUUUCUGAUGCUCUAAGUCGUUAUUAUGCUCUAAAAGGCUAUAAAGUUUUACACCCAGUUGGAUGGGAUGCUUUUGGAUUGCCUGCAGAAAAUGCUGCUAUUCAAAGAGGAAUAGACCCGGCAGACUGGACAAAUAUUGAUGAUAUGAAGAAUCAAUUACUUCAAACUGGUAUUAAAUUCGAUUGGGAUCGAGAAGUUUACACAUGCCAGCCAGAUUACUUUCGUUGGACGCAAUGGAUUUUUCUAAAAUUAUAUAAACACGGUUUGGUUAGAAGAGCAUUUUCUGAAGUUAAUUGGGAUCCUGUAGACAAGACAGUACUUGCAGAUGAACAGGUGGACACACAUGGUCGUUCAUGGCGUUCAAACGCAUUGGUAGAAAAACGUCGGUUGAAUCAAUGGGUCGUGGACACACCGAGAUAUGCUAAGCGUCUACUUGAUGGUCUGCCUAACUUUCAAUUUGAAUGGUCAAGUGUAGCAGCUAUUCAAAAUGAUUGGAUUGGAAUAUGUGAUGUUUAUCGUUUCUUACUUCCGAUUAAGUUUCAACAAGUAAAUGAAGAAUUAGAUUUACGGAUAGAAUCUCCUUCACAAUUAUGUUCUGCCCAAUUUAUUCUUCUCAAAGAAAGUCAUUAUAUAGCAAGACAUUAUGGCGAAAAAUUGCAAGAUUUCCAACUUUUUGCUCCAAUCGAUGGCCUUACUGUGUUCAAUUUUGUUACAAAACAACAGAUGCCUUUAGUAAUUGUUCACGAAUCUGCCAUUAAUGAUGAGGACCAACCUCCUUUCUACAUGGAUUGUCGUUUGGGAAGUUCUUUGUCUAACUCUUCUUUGGAUCGUUCAAUAUCUAAGGAAUUAGCUAUUGGUCAAGCUAAAAAUGCUGAAAUGACUGAUCAACAAAUUUUGGAUUUAGCAGAGUCCCUUGAUCUUGGUGGUUACCAAACUAGUCGAAAACUUCGCGAUUGGGUUGUUUCACGACAACGAAAUUGGGGAACUCCUAUUCCUAUGCUUAUUGAUGGAAAUGAUGUAGCACCAGUACCUGAAGAUUGUUUACCCAUUCUUGGUGAGCAGAGAGGGCAGAAUAUGGAAAUUAAAAAGUUUUUUAAUUUGAGGAUAAUUUAUAAAAAUAAUAUGCAUUUCAGCCUACCUUCUGGUUUUGGCCAAAUAGAGAAGGAUACGCUUGAUACGUAUUUUGAUUCUAGUUGGUAUUUUUUACGAUUUUUGGAUCCACAUAAUCAAAAGAUGCCGUUUGACCCAAGAAUUGCUAAUCGUCAAAUGCCCGUUUCUGUUUACGUUGGAGGUGUUGAACAUGCAUUAAUGCAUUUAUUUUUUGCACGAUUUAUUUGUCAUUUUCUACAAGGAAUAGGUCUUAUUCCCUGUGCUGAACCUUUUGCUAGAUUUAUUCCACUUGGAGUUGUUCGUUCACGUUCAUUUCAAUUGGUAAAUAAUGGAAAAUAUGUACCAGCUAAUGAAGUUGAAGGAGAUCCACACAAAUUAUUAAUGCAUAAACCUACUGGCGAGAUGGCCCGCGUUAGAUUUGAAAAAAUGUCAAAAUCGAAGUUGAAUGGAGUGGAUCCUUUAGAAUUAAUUGAGAAAUAUGGAAAGGAUCUUACUCGUUUACAACUUUUGUUUGAAGCUCGGCCAAAUAUGCCAAUUGAUUGGCCUUAUCCUUAUCCAACUUUUCAAGCCAAAAGUUUAAAAAGAUGGCUAGAAUUAUUUAAGACAUUUGUUGAUGGUUAUGUUAAUAAAAGAAUAAAUGUAGAUAAUAAUGUUGGAACAACACUACCAAUUGAUUCUGAUAAAACGGAAACUUUCUUUCGAGAUAUUUAUAAUAAACAUGUGAAAGCUAUAAGUAUGUAUAUGGAGGUUCUACGUUAUCACAAUACUGCCUUAAUUCGUUUAAUUGAUAUGACAAAGGCUGUUCACAAAGAAUUUUCUGCCAAUCCUGAUUUGGCCCAAACUAGUCCAGAAUUGGAAAGGUGUUUGUUUGCUAUUGUUGUGAUGGCACAGAUUUUUGCUCCUGAUGCAGCAAAUCAGCAAUGGAAGAUGCUUCAAAAACUUCCAAAAUUGAUUAAUAAAAGUGUUCCAUGGAGGGUAAAUGAAUCUUUGGAUAAACAAAUUUGGCCAAAGCUUGAUUAUUCAGACAAUAUUGAUAUUGUUUUGUGUACUUUUGGCACACUUUUUGUAAGACAAGCACCUCGAAAGGAUGUGGAACAUUUAAAUGAUGCUGACCUAGGAGAAUAUGCUCGUUUACAAUCUCAUUCCAACUUUUUUGAUCGUUUGGAUCAACAAGAAUUGAAAGUAUUGUCUUGGAGUAUUGAACGUUUGCCUGGUCUUUGCAUUGUACUUAAUUUAAAAAUGGCUGAAGAUGUUAAGAAACGAGCAAUUACUGAAAUUAUACAAAAAUAUUCGGGAAAGGGAAGAGGAAAGAAGGAAGUACAAGAAGAAGAAAAUAUUGAAAUGUCUGUUGGAUAAUUUUUAGGUUUAUUUUUGUUAUUAUUAUUGUUUUUUUUUGCUCAAUAAAUUGCUUAGGCAAGUUAGU
Molecule: messenger RNA, 2820 nt
Organism: Meloidogyne enterolobii
Lineage: Eukaryota; Metazoa; Nematoda; Chromadorea; Rhabditida; Meloidogynidae
Source: the annotation of a GenBank genome assembly